Molecule: messenger RNA, 3975 nt
Organism: Oncorhynchus nerka (sockeye salmon)
Lineage: Eukaryota; Metazoa; Chordata; Actinopteri; Salmoniformes; Salmonidae
Gene: hdac6
Product: histone deacetylase 6
Exons: 27
Coding region: 189-3737 (1182 amino acids)
Biological process (GO): negative regulation of transcription by RNA polymerase II
Cellular component (GO): histone deacetylase complex
Molecular function (GO): histone deacetylase activity; zinc ion binding; transcription factor binding
Source: RefSeq, a predicted model, not a curated record
CACAAACGUUUUAUUUUGCAACUGUUUGGGACUAAUGAUUACACUCCGGAGUGUGGUCUUUGCCGACGUCAUUUCUGUGCGACGUUGUUGUCGCUCCACUUCGCGCUCAGACGGAGGGUUUGGUAAGGCGGAACAUCAAGUGGUGUAUGUAUAGGUGUUUCUGUGGACGGUAGUGUAUCUGCUGCAGCAUGGAGUCUGUGCCAGAGCCCAGGUCUGUCAGACGUUCCCCUCGCACGUCAAAUUCGCCGGACUACAACGCAGCCAAAAAGGAGAGCGGCAAGACCCGGAAGAAGACGAGCAACCUGCAGGAGACUCGGAGGAGAGGAAGAAUGGACAGAAGUAAAGGAGAGGAGGACAUAGCCAAUCAACUGAACAACCUGGAUCUAUGUAACGAGGCUUCAGCCACAGGGACUGGUCUGGUGUUUGACAGCAUGUUCACACACCAUCGCUGUCUCUGGGAUCCCAGCCACCCAGAAUGCCCAGAGAGAGUGAGCACUGUAAUGGACACGGUGGAGAAACAGGGACUGCUGUCUCGCUGUGUUACAGUGGAGGCGAGGGCUGCGUCUAACGAAGAGCUGCACUUAGUUCACACGAAGGAGUAUGUAGAUCUGAUGAGGUCCACUCAGCUUAUGGACGAAGACCAGCUGAAGACGCUGUCUGACUCCUAUGACUCGGUUUACAUCCACCCUGAAUCAUAUACGUGUGCCAGUCUGGCUGUGGGCUCUGUUCUGCAGCUGGUUGAUAAGGUCAUGACCUCAGAGCUCCGGAAUGGAUUCUCUGUUGCUAGACCUCCAGGCCACCACGCCCAGGUCGACCAGAUGAAUGGUUACUGCAUGUUCAACAAUCUGGCCAUCGCAGCGCGCUACGCACAGACACGCCAUCGAGUGGAACGAGUUCUGAUAGUGGACUGGGAUGUGCAUCACGGCCAGGGGAUCCAGUACAUUUUCCAGGAGGAUCCCAGCGUUCUGUACUUCUCAGUCCACAGAUAUGAGGAGGGUUUGUUCUGGCCCCAUCUGCCCGAGUCAGACAGCAGUGCUGUGGGCACCGGUUCUGGGGAGGGAUACAACAUCAACCUGCCCUGGAAUAAGAUUGGAAUGACAGAUGCAGACUACGUUGCCGCAUUCCAGCAGCUUCUUUUGCCUGUAGCCUACGAGUUCCAGCCUCAGCUUGUCCUGGUGGCAGCAGGCUUCGACUCUGUGAUAGGUGAUCCCAAGGGAGAGAUGUCUGCCAGUCCUCAGUGUUUCUCUGUUCUGACUCACAUGCUGCUGGGCCUGGCUCAGGGGAAGUUGCUGUUGGUUCUCGAGGGAGGAUACAACCUACAGUCCACAGCAGAAGGGGUGUGUGCCUGUCUGAGGUCACUAUUGGGGGAGUCCUGCCCCCGCUUGGGGUCACCAUCCAUCCCGAGUGACAGUGCCCUGAAAUCCAUCUCCAGGUCUAUCUCUGCUCUGUACCCUUACUGGACCAGUCUGCAGGUACUGGAGGGAGGGCCUCUAUCAGACAGCGACCCCCUGAACCCAGCCCUGACCCCAGCAGAGAGCAGUAUGGAGUUAGGUGAAGAGCUCUGUGAGGAGAGAGGAGACAGCCUGGACCUGACCACGGGCCUGGUGUACGACCAGAGGAUGAUGGAACAUCACAACAUGUGGGACAGCCACCACCCAGAGCUUCCCCAGAGGAUCCAUCGUAUCUUCACCCGUCACGACGACCUGGGCUUGGUGUCCCGUUGCCUGAGGAUACCGGCUCGACUUGCCUUAGAGGAGGAGCUGGCUCUGUGCCACAGCUUGGAGCACAUAGCCAAGAUCAAGGCCACAGAGGGGAUGAAGACGAGGGACCUUCACAGACUGGGAGAUGAGUACAACUCUAUCUUCAUCAGUACUGAGAGCUACAGGAGCGCCCGGUUGGCCGCUGGGGCCUGCUUUAAUGCAGUACAGGCUGUUCUGACGGGACAGGUCCGUAAUGGCGUGGCCAUCGUGCGCCCCCCUGGUCACCAUGCCGAGAAGGAUGCUGCCUGUGGGUUCUGUUUCUUCAACACCGCCUCCCUGACUGCCCGAUACGCCCAGUCCAUCUCCCAGAAGCCCCUGCGGGUCCUCAUCCUGGACUGGGAUGUUCACCAUGGCAACGGAACACAGCACAUCUUCGAAGAGGAUGACAGUGUCCUCUACAUCUCCCUGCAUCGCUACGAGGAUGGGACCUUCUUCCCUACUUCCGAGGACGCACACUACAACAGAGUGGGCGAGGGGAAGGGAGCAGGGUUCAACGUCAACAUCCCCUGGAACGGAGCCAAGAUGGGCGACGCGGAGUACCUUGCAGCCUUCCACUCAGUGGUCAUGCCCAUCGCUAGAGAGUUUGACCCGGGCCUGGUUCUGGUAUCGGCAGGGUUUGAUGCAGCCAGAGGCGACCCUCUAGGAGGGUACCAAGUGACCCCCCCGGGCUAUGCCCACCUCACCCACCUCCUGAUGGGCCUGGCAGGCGGCAGAGUAUUGGUCAUCCUGGAGGGUGGUUAUAACCUGACUGCCAUUUCGGAGUCUAUGUCUGCCUGCACCAGCAUUCUCCUGGGAGACCCCGCUCUGCCCCUGCCUCCCUUGCCCCCACCUCACCCCAACGCAGCAGUCAGCAUCAACAAGGUCAUACGCACCCACUCCGUCUAUUGGCUGUCCCUCAGGAUACAACUUCCAGAGUCUCUCCGUCUGUCUCUGCCAAACCCCAAACCCCGAGGGAAGAGGACUUCUAAGGGCAAGAAGUCUCCCAGACAGGGUAACCAGGGCGGAGCCAGCCCUGGUCAGGGGUCACCUCAGACCACACCUCAGACCACAUCUCAGACCACACCUCUGACCACACCUCAGACCACACCUCUGACCACACCUCUGACCACACCUCUGACCACACCUCUGACCACACCUCAGACCACACCUCAGACCACACCUCAGACCACACCUCAGACCACACCUCAGACCACACCUCUGACCACACCUCUGACCACACCUCAGACCACACCUCAGACCACACCUCUGACCACACCUCUGCCCUCUGGCGAUCGGGGCGACCUUGACUUAGAUGACCUCACAAAGGGACUGGUGUCACUCGACCUAAACCAAAGUACCUCAGCCAAUCCCAGCCCAGCGUCUGUCCCUGUGGGUGGAGCCAGGUCGAAGGUGAGGCUCAGUCCUAUGAAGAGCCCAGUUGUUAAAGAGGUUAAGACGGAAGCUGUUCCAAAUACGCCCGAGAUUCUCCAACCAACGCCUGACGAGACAGAGACGCCGGCGGUCGCCAUGGCUGCCUCAGACCCAGUUACCAAGGGAGACCAGGAGAGCGGUGCGGUGGAGGUGGAAGGGGCGUCUGGUUACUCCAAGGAGCCGGUGUUUGAGCUGUUCUGUGGAAACCAGGAUGUUGACGGGAGCACCAUGUACGUGGUGGAUCCCCUGUCCUGGUGCCCCCACCUAGACUCAGUGAGGCCUGUUCCUGUUGGAGGUAUAGAUGUGUUUCGGCCCUGUGAGGACUGUGGAACUGACACUGAGAACUGGAUCUGUCUCUGCUGCUACAAGGUGUACUGUGGUCGCUAUGUCAACCAGCACAUGUUAACCCACGGCGUGGCGUCAGAACACCGGCUGGUGCUGAGCUUCGCUGACCUGUCGGUGUGGUGUUACUCCUGUCAGGCCUACGUCCACAACCAGAUGGUGUUUGAAGCCAAGAACGCUGCCCACUGUAUGAAGUUUGGAGAGGACAUGCCCCUCUCUAACUGAAGCCAUACAUGGAUGAGAGAGAGAGAGAGAGAGAGAGAGAGAGAGAGAGGACAUGCCCCUCUCUAACUGAAGCCAUACAUGGAUGAGAGAGAGAGAGAGAGAGAGAGAGGACACGGAACAUAUGUUGUUGUGAAAGCAAAAUAUAAAAGACUACUGUUCUGGUCUCGGUGCUAAUUGUUAGUGCCUCUGCUUGCUUGGCAGACGUGACUGUGCCUUUAAAUCUCUCUUUAUAUUCUCA